AGGGUCAAUUAUCGAUCAGGGACGGUAUGGCAGCAUGGUGCGCAGAAAAGCUACGCGAUUUGGAGGGAUGGCGAGCUUCUGGCCUCGCCAUGACCACACCUUCCAAUGAGUGCGCAAAACUCUUUGAUGGUGCUCUUAGGCAACUUGUUUCCUGGUCAGACUGUGAUGCUUUGGGAGGUUUCCAUAAAACGCUGGCAGACUUGAAAGCUUCAGAUCCGGAUGCAAUACUUCCAAGAGCGUUUCGCCUUGGCCUAGAGGGACUUGGAACGAGUUCUUGUACAAGGGUAAACCCGCUCUUGCGAGCGAAUUUGGAACAACUCCAAAAAGAUGCUAAAGAGUACGGUAACGAAAGGGAACAAAAGCAUGCCAAAGCAGCGCAGCUCUAUGCUCAAGGAAAACUCCGAGCUGCAGCUCAGAUAUGGGAAGACAUACUGGUCGAAUAUCCCACAGAUCUGAUGGCCAUAAAAUUUGCCCAUGAGGCGUAUUUUUUCUUGGGUGACCGAGUGGGUAAACGAGAUUCAGUGCAAGCAGUGAUACCAAAGCAUAAAGGCACAGAGCCUUGUUACAGCUAUCUUCAUGGAAUGUGGGCAUUCGGACUAGAGGAAUGUGAGCAAUACGAUAAAGCGGAAAAGGAAGCUCUUAAGGCCCUCAACCUGAAUCGCUACGACUGUUGGGCAACACAUGCGCGGGCUCAUUGCAUGCUAAUGCAAGGACGUAUCGAUGAGGGUCUCAACUUCAUGGAGAGUACCGUAGAUGAGUGGAGGCCAGGAUGGAUCAUUGCUACGCAUAACUAUUGGCAUAAUACUCUAUUCUAUAUCGAAAAAGGAGACUAUGAAACACCUUUGACCAUAUUUGACGAAGAAAUUUGUAAGCGCGCAAAUAAAAAUAAACAAUCGGUUUUGGAAAUGGGCGAUGCUGCUUCGUUACUGUGGCGAUUAGAACUCCAAGGAGUUGAUGUUGGAAACAGGUGGAAAGAGCUCCCAAGCAUGUCAACACAUCUGAAUGACCAUGUUACCUGCUUUAAUGAUGCUCACCUUGGUAUUGCACUCAUAAGGCAAGGAGAUGAAGCUGGAGAAGAAAACCUUUACAGUACCCUUGUCGAUUACACAAACAAUAGUGAUGAGGACAAUACAAAAGUCUGUAGAGAAGUUGGCCUAGCACUUUGUGAAGGCAUGCGAUUGUAUGGUAAAGGACAAUAUGAUGAAGCUGCAGAAAAAAUGUUGCCGAUACGACAUCAGGUUUAUAAAAUUGGUGGAAGCAAUGCACAGCGAGACCUUUUCGCGCAGACGCUAAUCCAGGCUUGUAUCUUAUCUACAAAUCCAGAGCAUUUCAAUCAAACCAACACACUUCUGGAAGAAAGAAGCGCCCUCAACAAGAACUCAUCAAUUAAUGAACGACUAGCUGCAAAUUUCAGAAAACAUCAUCCUUUGUAAAGUUUGUUUAAUAAUUUAUCUCACGUAUUGGCCUUAGCAG
Molecule: messenger RNA, 1473 nt
Organism: Cylicocyclus nassatus
Lineage: Eukaryota; Metazoa; Nematoda; Chromadorea; Rhabditida; Strongylidae
Source: the annotation of a GenBank genome assembly